Molecule: messenger RNA, 1730 nt
Organism: Nerophis lumbriciformis (worm pipefish)
Lineage: Eukaryota; Metazoa; Chordata; Actinopteri; Syngnathiformes; Syngnathidae
Gene: fscn2b
Product: fascin actin-bundling protein 2b, retinal
Biological process (GO): actin filament bundle assembly; cell migration; establishment or maintenance of cell polarity
Cellular component (GO): cytoplasm; actin cytoskeleton
Molecular function (GO): actin filament binding; protein-macromolecule adaptor activity
Source: RefSeq, a predicted model, not a curated record
AACCUGAUUAGACAAGGCUGGGAGGGAAGAGCAGCCGAACGGAGAAAAGAAGGCAGGAAUUACAACAGGUCACUUGGUGGAAGAAGCCUCUUAAAUCUGGGGGAGCUGCAGAAACUGCUAGAGAGGAAGCCACAAAACCACAAUAAAGAUGCCUUCCAAUGGGAAUCGGCCUUUAAAGCUUCAGUUUGGUCUGAUCAACCAUGAUGGACGAUACCUCACUGCUGAGACUUUUGGCUUCAAGGUCAAUGCAUCAGCUCUCAGCAUGAAGAAGAAGCAGAUCUGGACUCUAGAGCAGGACUCCCAGGACACGCAGGUGGUCUACCUGCGUAGCCACCUAAGACGCUACCUUGCCUCUGACAAGGACGGCAAGGUCACCUGCGAAGCAGACGGCCGUAACUCAGAUGGCCGCUUCCUUAUCGUGGCGCAGUCGGACGGCCGCUGGGCACUGCAAUCCGAGCAGCACCUUCGUUUCUUUGGCGGCUCCCGGGACUUCCUGUCCUGCUUUGCACAGGUCAUCACUGACAACGAGCUCUGGGCGGUGCACCUUGCUCUACACCCACAGGCCAACCUCCUGUCUGUGGCCCGCAAGCGCUACGCUCAUCUUUCGGUGGAAGAUGGCGAGAUCGCAGUGGAUAGGAAUAUUCCCUGGGGUGUGGCAGCACUCCUGACCCUUGUCUACCUGAAUGGGAAGUACUGCCUUAAGACCUGCGACAGCCGCUUCCUCAGCAAUGAUGGGAAGCUCGUGGAGCAGAGCAGUCGAUCCACGGCGUACACACUGGAGCUCAAGUGUGGCAAGUUGGCUUUUAAAGACUGUGAAGGCAAGUAUUUGUCUCCCAUGGGCCCUUCAGGAACCUUGAGGUCAGGACGAUGCUCCAAGCCGGGAAAGGACGAACUGUUCGACCUAGAGGAAAGCCACCCACAGGUGGUUCUGAUGGCAGCCAAUGGGAAGUAUGUUUCCAUGAGGCAAGGAGUGAGCCUCUCUGCCAACCAGGAAAAUGAGACAGACAUGGAGAUGUUUCAAAUGGAAAUGGACAAGGAAAGCAGGGAGUGCAUAUUUCGCACCAGCCAAGGGAACUACUGGAGCCUGGUGGCCCACGGAGGCAUCCAGACUACGGCUACAGAAGUUUCAGCAAACACAAUGUUUGCAAUGGAGUGGCUUGGUCACAAGAUGGCGAUAAAGGCCAACAAUGGAAAAUACAUUUGCACCAAAAAGAAUGGACAGUUAUUAGCUGUCAGUGACUCCAUAGGUGAGGAUGAACAGCUCAGUGUGAAACUGAUCAACCGGCCCAUGUUGAUCCUGAGAGGGGAGAAUGGUUUCAUCUGCCACCACAAGAACUCCAACACUUUGGAUGCCAGCAGAUCUGUUUAUGACAUUUUCAGCUUGCAAUUCAGCAAUGGUGCCUACCAUAUUAAAGGUGUGACAGGUCGCUUCUGGUACGUCAACAGUACCGGGCUGGUGUGUUCUGAUGGUGAAGUCCCAGAGGAUUUCAGUCUGGAGCUCCUGGAACGAGGCCGUCUCGCCAUCCGUGGCAAGAACGGACAAUAUCUGCGUGGAGACCAGGGAGGCACGCUUAAAGCGGACGGACUUAACCUGAGCAGCUCAGCUUUGUGGGAGUAUUAAUGCAACAACAACAACAACAAAACAUACCUGGGACCUUGCUGCUGUCAUGGAGAUGCUCUCUAUCCCUAUCGCAAACUUUGAGGUGGAAGAUCAGCAAUGAAGGAAGCUU